AUGGAGCAGGGAACGCACGAGAAGAAUCCAAUGUCCCAUCUUGAACAUCCUGGUCCAGAAUCGCCAGCCAGCAAAGGGACGGCAACUUCAUCUUCUUCCUCAAGCUCCGAGUCUCAGUCAGACAAAACAUCGGAUACAACGAGUCAAGGCGGAUCACCUGCUAUCCACCGGCCCAAAUCUAGCGCCGAAAAGGACGACCCAGAAGUGAGAAAGCACAAUGAAGAGAUGGAGCAGCGCAGCGACAGGACGCCAAAUCAACUGAGUGAGGAAGAUAACAAGGUGGACAAGAAUUAUUGGAAAGGUUAG
Capronia coronata CBS 617.96 is the source of this 306-nucleotide messenger RNA. RefSeq lists its product as uncharacterized. The transcript has a single exon. Bases 1 to 306 code for a protein of 101 amino acids. The record is from RefSeq and is a predicted model, not a curated record. NCBI's taxonomy places the organism in Eukaryota, Fungi, Ascomycota, Eurotiomycetes, Chaetothyriales, Herpotrichiellaceae.